Molecule: messenger RNA, 1263 nt
Organism: Symbiodinium natans
Lineage: Eukaryota; Dinophyceae; Suessiales; Symbiodiniaceae
Source: the annotation of a GenBank genome assembly
AUGACCAUUGAAGAUUUCAUAUUGGUACGCCGCCCCCUGCACCAUGCAAUUGCGCAUCAGGAAUGGAAUCAGCUGCGCAGAUACCUGACGGAGGAAGUGGCAAUGCCAUCACAAGAUCCGAUGCAUGACGCCGUGCAGAAGAGCGAUGGUUGUGGACUCUCACCACUAAUGCUUGCAGUGAAGAACGAGGCUGAACCUGCCAUUCUCAGAGCGCUUGCUGCCCAUGGAGCUGACCCUGGACAGGAGGACAACAAUGGGUGGACAGUGUUGGAUUGGUCCAACCACAUUUGUCAUCAGGCAGAUGUGACAUCAUCGACAUGGCACAGAAAGCACGGCCACAGAGUGGUCAAGUCCUUCUUGCUUCAGCUGCUCCCCCCAGUUCUUGAGUUCAGCAUCGUGGACUUGCGGAGAGAAACAUUGAGUGUUCUGAGCCCCAAAGCAAGAAGCAAGGUCUUGCUCGUGGCAGCCUUUUCGCUUGCAUCUGUGCCGCCUGUGCCAUCGCAGGAUGCCUCUCUGCCGUGUGUACUGCCGCAGGUCGACAAGAUGAUAGAAGCCAUGCCGGCAGCAAUACCAGUGGCGUUCCAUUUGAACGGGCAGUGUGUCAAGGACCUUCUGAGCGAAAACAAAGAAGCAAAACGUAUGAUCGCUGGCUUGUGUGGCGAACGAUAUCAAGCACGGCAUGUGCAGCUCAACAUCAACUCAACUCAUGUUGAGAGGGCUCUGCUCCAAUCCACAAAAAGUGCAAAAUUGAUUGCGCAGCUCGUCCUCAGUCAUCCGAAGACGCUCUUUUUGCUUCCUGUGCUUCAAGCGAAAGAUGCAAAUGGGGAUGGUGUUGGGGACUCAUGGGCCUUCGUGAGACAGGUCUUGGAGGCUUCUAAGAGAGAUUCUGCGGGUGGAAAGCCGGCCCAGAAUUUGGUGACUCUCUUCGACGAUCAUACCGCAACCAAGGAGAGCUUUGAGAUCUUGAAAAAGCUACAUAACGGGGAGGCCAAUGGCGAGCAACAGCGCGGGCAGCCAAAGCCCAAAGUCGGUUGCACAGCCGGCACCAGUGUAGAGAAGCUGUCGCGCUUUGCAGAGUUGGCAGAAGAGCACGGCUGUGCAUUCAUCGUCAGUGACUCCAAGACGUGCUCUGAUCAGAAGGAAACAAGCCUCCUGAGCGACAUUGUGAGCGCCGUUCAUGAGUGGGAAUCCCACCGACAUCUAGCAUCCACAACGGAAGACUUUGCCGCGCGUAGCCGUGCAGGCACGCUCGUAACACUGUAG